CGCGUGGAGGAAAGGCAUAGAAAGUGGAGAAAACUGUAGACUGAAAGAGAGACAAAAAAGACACCAAAUGAAAAAGAGUUUCACAUUUCAUACAAUUCACGACAAGAAUAAAACUUCUCUCUUUGUCCCUACUUCCAUUGGAAAAAAGCUUCACAAAAGGCCAAAACAACCCUUCUCUCUCUUCCCCCCUUCGUCUUACUUUGAGUCCUUUGUACAGAUCCCUUCUGUUUCUGCUUUAAUGGAAGAGAACAGUUAGUUCCAAGUACAUGGGGUCCAUACAGAUUUCUGGGUCACUCUUAUUUUCUUCUCUAAUGCCAUCUUUCUUGUGACGCACUUUUGUUUCUUUCUUGUUUCUCAAAAGGGGGAAGCUAAGCUAAAGCUAGGGCUUUUUCUGUUACUGUUUUGUCUUUAAGAGAUGCAAUCGGAUAGGUCCGAUUCCUCGGGUCCGAUAACCCAACGUCUCAACUCUUUGCCGUCUGCUACUGAUACUAGAGGAAAGCAUAGGAUACAAGCAGAGCUCAAGCGGCUUGAGCAAGAAGUCAGAUUUUUAGAGGAAGAGUUGGAACAGCUUGAUAAGAUGGAAAAUGCCACAGCUGCAUGCAAGGAAAUGCUGCUUAACGUGGAAACUAGACCAGAUCCUCUACUGCCAAUAACAAAUGGCCCUCUAAAUCCAUUAUGGGAUCGAUGGUUUGAAGGUCCGCAAGAAUCACAAGGUUGCAGAUGUUGGAUUCUCUGAUAUUGAUGGUUGAGUUCUGGCUUUAUAGCUCUGAUUGUUGAUUGUUGAUUGUUGGCAGAGUCUUCAAGUUACAGAGUGCAACAUUUUUUAGCAAUGCUUUGACAUAUGUUUGACAGGGUGCUUCGUUGUGUAGAAAGUAAUAGUUAUAUGGCAACAUUUCUAAAUUUCCAAAUUUAUAAUGAAAUCCUUCAUUGUGCAAUA
Manihot esculenta (cassava) is the source of this 937-nucleotide messenger RNA. RefSeq names its product guanine nucleotide-binding protein subunit gamma 2. Lineage: Eukaryota; Viridiplantae; Streptophyta; Magnoliopsida; Malpighiales; Euphorbiaceae. The record is from RefSeq and is a predicted model, not a curated record. The transcript is spliced from 4 exons. Gene Ontology annotation, biological process: G protein-coupled receptor signaling pathway. The coding region runs from base 416 to 736 and encodes 106 amino acids.